AUGGGCUCUGGUGUCGUGCAGAAGCAAAGUGGUGAGUAGAUCAUGAUAAGAGAGUUCGAGGGCAUGCGACUUUAAAACAACACUUCUCUCUGUGGUUUCUUAGCUUGUCCAGAUGAUGUGCAUGACAGGAACUGACCAGAUUGACUUUUUUCAGCCAAAAAAGUUCAAAGUGCACAUGCAUGAUUUGCAGAAUUGUUUCAAGAGGCAAGUGUUUUAAAACUUUUUCUUCAUCAAAAUGUUAUUUUUCUGCAAAUACUUUAAAAGAGGUGCAAAACUUUGCAGGAGAGAUAAGCCUCCACCAAAGUGAAGAAUGCAGAGCUGCACUGUCGUCAUUUUAUUGACCAAAAAACAACCAUGAGUUUGGCAAACAGUUUUUCAGCAGAAAGUAGGAGGAGGGUUUCAAAUGCACAUUUUGACACUCAGCACUUGUUGCUGUUUUUAAUCCUGUAUUUUGACUGCAGUGUCAACAUGUAUCUCUUUCUUCAUACUUUUAUUCCAAAACUGAAAAACAAGGGUGGAAACAAUCUUUUGACAAAAAAAGCAUCCACAUUUGUUGCAGCCAUUGCAGAAGGGCUGCACCGUAGCGGACUUAAUUUUAAUGUUUUGUUGUCAUGGAUAGUUUCUUUGGUAAUAUGCAUGACUGAAACUUUUGCAUGAAUUUUAAAUAAACUCCUGCUGUUCUCCAAGUAACCCCCAGAGGUGAAAGUACCUUGACUAAAAAGAAUCAAUUAAUAUCAGAACUUUUAUUGAACAUUUUAUUUCACAAGAGGAAAAGAAAAGAUGUUUGAUAUGCAGAUUUUUAUUAGAUGAGUUAACACAUUAUGUAAACAAUUUCAAAAACCUUUGAGUUCGUGACUUAAUCCCGAAUAAAUGACGGUAAAUGAAGACAAAGAGGUUUCGAUCUUUCACCAAAACAGUCCUUAAUGAAUCCCAGCUGCAGACACUGAAAAAGACAUAUUUCUCAUGUCAUAACAAAAUUUCCUUCCAUGGUGCCAAAUCCUGAAUCCCCAUGUCGCUCCUUGUUAAGAUCUGCAGCAGCAAACGCUCCGUAGUGUGCAGAGAUUCUCCUCAAAUCCACAUUUGUGACUAAUGAGUCCCUAUGAAAUCCUCCAGAAGACAGUCCUGAGCAGGUACGCCGUGACCUUCGCGCUUGCUGCUGCUGUCUGGCAUUUCCUCAGGAAUUCAGGACUAAUGGAGCAUCAUCCGGUCUCAAUUACAGCGUCAGUUUGGCUUCUGACGUUUGCACCCAGUGGCUGAGAGGAGAGAGGCGUUAGAGGAUGAUUAGAGGGUCUGCGUGGAGCCAUUAAGUACCACUGACUCUCAUUCAACUUAACAGCAUGUGACGGCAGCAUUAGACUGUUUAAAUGCAGCAGAUUUACCAAAACCAGGCCAGAUCAGUCAUAUCCAAAGAGAGAUUGCACACCAAGAGAAACGGCAGAAACUUGUAAAAUUACACUUUGAAAUUUGGGAAAAGAGGACGCGCAUUGUUGAAAUUAGGUUUUAAAAAACAGGGCGUCAAAAGGCCCCAAAAUAUGGUCACACAAAAAUCUAUUAGCAAAUGCACUGCAAAAAAAGGCAGUGCAGCAAAGUAUCUAGGAAUACUCCAAAGAGUAAAACAAAAAAAAAAUAAAUAAAAUAAAAAAAUAAAAGGAAAUUAACAUUUUUGGCAUCACACGGUGUGCAAACAAAGAAUAAAACCAUAACAGGUUGUUGUAGACUCAACAAGUUCCAGUGUCGUCUCCCUGCAGCCUUUUGAUGCUAAUGGACCUGAACAGCUUCAGGAUAAAAACUAUUUCCAGGUCAGACUCUGGUUUUGGGCACCUCAGGUUGACCUGCUGUCAGAAUUCAUCACUUCAUGGCACAGAAAUUUAUAUCACCAUUUCAGCCUUCCCUCACCCCCUGCCUAAGCGCCCCACUUUUGACUUUUUACACACAACUGUAAAGGUUUGAAGUGGUUUAGUGCAGGAAAAGGGAACUUACAGAAGCCGCUUUUAUGUCCAUUAGUGCGAUUUAUGUUCCUGUAAGGAUACAGUAGGUAAUUGUGAGCACCUGUGAGUGUUUCACAGCUCAGAGUUCAGAGGGAGGGGAGGGAGAAUGAUCAGAAUGUGCGAUAAAAUACUUCUCUGGUUAAGUAUGCAGAGACAGGCUUCAUAAAGACAUCACAACAUGAAGAGAAAGAGCUGCAGCAUCUAUCCUGAAACACCACAGCUGAAUCUUUUCGGGCUCUUUUAAUGUUUAAGCAUUUUCAUCUUAUAACAUUGGAUAUUUCCCAGUUCUAAUUCUGCAGUCCCAGGAUCGAAGGUGUUUCUGAUUUGCUGUGAAAACUUGGACCGUUUUGAAGAAAAUGAGGUUAUUUCUUUUCGUUUAUUUGCAUGCAUCUACCUCACACACCUCCAAGCACUAGGUGGAGCAAAGUGCAAACACAAACAGACGUGUUUACAGAGAGAAAGAAAGAGUGUAAUCAGCUGCAGGUGUUGCUGCUUGUUUGUGCCUGUUGUUGUACAUUUUGGACUUUGUAGGAAUAAUGUUUGGUGAGUCUAGGAAUAAUUGUAUGGUUUUGUUUGAGCGUAGAUCAAAAGGAAAUGGCUCAGUGUUUUACACUCAGUAAGCAGCCGUGGGUCAUGUGGUCUGACGGUGAGCUGAGGGUUUGUUUGUUUGUUUCUACCAGCUCAGAUGGAUUAAAGUCCAAACCCAGUUUCAGUUUCAUUUGACCUGCUUUACUUUCAGUCGUAUCCAAAAACUUGGCUCAUUAAUUUGCUGUGUCUUGAUUGGUUGAAGGAUAUACAGUGUAAAAGUGAAAGAGCUCUUAAACGAGUUUAUAAUAUGAUUGAAUCUCUCACCUGAUUUUCACUUUACUUGUCAAGUUGACCCAGAUCUGUCAGACUGUCGAGGUUUAUGAGACUCUGGACUUACACAACGGCAAAACAUGAUAUCAGUAUUUGGGCUUCACACCCUCAUGACGGUCACCAUGGCAACAAAGUCAACAAUGUGGACAGUCUUUAAAAGUCACAAAGCUCUAAAAGACGAGAAAAACCUUGGUGCCGGUGUCGUCGCCCCCCUUUUUGUUUUUGAAACUGUGGUCGCCAUGUUUGCUCAAGCUGACACAGCAUAAUUUUCAGUUGACCAAUUAGAGUCCAGCCUUUAGCCUCCUGCCUCUGAUUCGCCAAUCUGGUGACCAUAAGUAAAAUGAAGACAGGGGUUCAGUACAGUGGAUCUUGUUGGAGCCUUUUUUUACCAGGCUGUAAAUGUUUUCAUCCUCGCUCUAACAUUAGCAUUCAGUCUUUACAAAAUUAAAUUAUGGACGACUGACGACUUUCUGCAAAUCAACAUUGAUAAAUCUGAAAAAGAAAACCUGAUCAUGAAUAAUCUGGACAAAGAGACAAAUUAUCGAAAGCCAUCAGCGUCACUUUUCCCUCCAAGCUCGAUGAAAUGUCUGUCAAAUGUUGGAAAAAUAAUGUACCAGCCCUUUAUUUUCUCGAUCUAAUCUGCUCUCUGAACCUCAUCAGUGUUUCCUCCUGUGAGCUCAUCUCCAGCGUGGAAUCUCUCCUUCAAACACCAGCAUGUUCCCCUGAAACCCCACUAAGGCUUGUCCCACCUGGUGCUUGUUAAAACCUGGUGCAAUCCCAUGCAAGGUCAAAGGUCGCCGUUUUACGCCACCUAAACCUGCCACGCCUCCGAAAGUCCUUCUAAGCCUGUAGAUCGAUUGCACAUGUGCAGAGAGACAAAAUGAGCCUCAAAGUGAAGCUCUCAGAGAUAUUGGGAGGAAAUCUGCUCCUCUCUAAUCCACAUUUAGUCCUCACCUUGUCUCACUUAUCUGUAACUGUGCUAAAAUAGAGAGGCUUGACAAAAAUCUCUAACAUGUGCAGGGCCAGAGGUCAAUGUUUAGCGCUUCCUAAAGGCUGAAAGGAAAAAAUCACUGUGUCUGAAACUUUUCCUCUUCACCUAUUUUUGCUUUUGACUGUCUGAGCGGAUCUACUCUUGAUUUCAGCUCAAAAAAGGGUCUGAAGGUGUUUCCCAAGAUGCGGAUUGAUUCUUUCUUUCACAUUUCGGUGCAGAUCUUUCAGAACAGGUCGACAGAGUGGGUUUUAGUUCAAAGACUGGUCCAGUCUGAGCUGGAGGUGCAGCUUUAUGGUGCCAAAGUUGUUAAAAUCCCAAAAAAAGUCUGCCUUUUGUUGCCUUCAGUUUCCAAUAAUCCUCUGCAUGCUGGCCUGGGUUUUAUAAAGGUUGAAGUGGUUUUUGCCCGCACUUCAAGCCUCAUGCAAAAAUACUGAGGAUCUUGAAGUAUCUGGUCUUAAAUUGCAGUUUAAGUCCAGCUAUUCUGAAUUUUUGGGAUUAAAUAACAGCUGCAUUCAGAUUAAGUCAUUUUCUGAACUGCACCACAUGUACCCCCAGAUAAACCAAAGACCUGGUACAGGAAGAAUCUACUGGAAGCUGAUGUAAUUGAUAAUCUUGUUAUUUGUCUCCUGAAGUCAGUUAAGCCUCAAACAGUCAUUUAAAAGAGUUUUAGUCCUGAAACUUCAUGUCUUAUUAGUACAGCCGGGUCAUGUUCAACAUCUGAUUGGUGGUGAACCACAAUCCAAUCACAUGACGACCCUUUUAGAGGCUGAUCUGAUGCUAAGGUAACUAUUGCUUCUUGUGGAGGACAUGAGAUCCAGUUUAGCAGAAAAGGCUCAGUUCAGGGAUCUUAUACAACAACCAGAACAAGAGCAAAUCCACGAAACCAGAAUCCAGAUAAUUGGACACAAACCUGAAUGCACAAACACCGGAAACACUGGAGUUUAUAUCUGAGUCAGGCUAAUUACAAAAGAGACACAGGUGCGGAGGAAAAAGGCGAGAAACAAAGAAACAGCAGGAAUUCACAAAAACACCAGGAAAUGAACACAAACUAACAGAGUUUAAGAAUUUAAGGACCAAUGACUUAAAUUUAAAGAGGAGCACUUGGACUUACAGGGGCCUUUGUGUGUGUGUGUGUGUGUGUGUGUGUGUGUGUGUGUGUGUGUGUGUGUGUGUGUGUGUGUGUGUGUGUGUGUGUUUAAAAAAAAUAGAGUAUAUAUUAUAAUCUAUGUUUUGAAAGUGUUUAGAGCUCCAUCUAUGGCUGUCUGCAGAAUAGGUCAUAAUUCCCUCCUCCUCCAUGUAAACAGAUGGAACAAAUAUCAAGCUAUCAGAUUAAAAUAAAAUUCUGAUCAUAUUUCCUCCAACAUGGUUUCUGCCAUUAUAGAUCAAUGUAUUAAAAUAACAGAAAUUAUUAGGCCGUCUUAAACAUCUGCAUGUUUUAAAAAAGUGACUAAAAUCCAAUGGUUUGAAGCCCUGAUGAUAUUUGAAGGUUUUGACCUGACCUUUAGAUGCCUUGCCUGCACCAGGAUUGUGUAUCCGAGCCUUUAAGGGCAUCGAGAACUGAGAUAUGUGUUCAGCAGCAGUUCCUCUGAGGAUGCAAGCAAGUACACCUUGUAUCUGAAAACUUUAAAGCAGCUGUCGACAAGAGAAGAGUGUUUGAUAUUUAAGAGACUUUACAAAGAGAUGCAGACAGCCUCAGGUUCUGACAGACCACUCAGGGUGAUAGUGAAGAAAGCGUGCUGAUAAAAACUGCUGUCUUAUGUAACAUUAACUAGAACAAGUCCUGACUAGAUCCCACUCAUGGUUGUUGAACUCCUCUGUCUGUCAAUCUCCUGAUGAAUUUCUCUCUGAGUGAUUGAUCUGGAGAAACCAGAAAACAAACCUGUGGGCUGCUGAUCUGGAGUCAGCGGUUUGGUGUUUGUUUGAAGACCUUUCAGCACCUACUUUUGUUAAAGUCUGCUCUAUUUUCAUCCUGAUGGUUCUUUCAAAUAUGUGAUGUCAAUUUUUUCAAUCAGACAUGAUACAUGAGACUGUGAGGGUCUGCAGGUGAUCAGCGGGUCUGUCUGCAGCAGGAGAAGCUCAUGUUCAUCUGUGUUUUUGUCUUCGCUCUGCAGCACAGAUGGCCACAAACAGUCAGACCAUAAAGUCCAUAAAAAUGUAGUUUAUGCAUCAAUUUAUGUUAUUUUUCUACAUUUUUAAACACUUUAUGGGUUAUGUAGGAUUUCAAAUCUAAGUUUUAGGGUCUCAUUUUUUUGAUUUCAUAAUGCAUCUAAUAUUUCCAAGUCAGGACCGCAUCAGCCCAGGUCUCUUCUCCUACAGAGCCAUGCUGUUGUAAUCCCUGUUGUCAGAAUGUGGUUUGAGAUCAUAUGGAGGUCUUCCCUGAAAAACUCAUUGUCUGGAUGGCAGCAGAUGUUGUUCCUAAACCUGGAGAUAUUGUUUAAAACUGAGGAUGCAGCAUCUAUGAUUUCUAGUUCUUCGUUGAACGGUUACCCUUUCCAAAAAAAGUGUUAGAUUUUCAUUCAUCAGACCUCAGGACAGUUGACGGAGAUGUCAAUGUCAGCUUUAUUUAUAUAGCACAUUUAAUACAGCCAGUGGCUCGCCAAAGUGCUUUACAGUAAAAAAAAAAAAAAAGCAAGAAACUAUAAAAACAAUCAAAGCAUAAAACAUAUAAAAACAUAAAACAAUAUAGAUAAACAUAGCAAAAAUGAUCCAAUAAAAGUAAUACAACCCCAAAGGCUAAAGUGAACAGGUCUGUCUUAGACGUGUUUUAAAAGUGGAGAGGCUAUUUGCAGUGUGCACUGUCAGGCAUAAAGCAUUACACAAAGUGGGAGCCACAACAGAAAAUGCUUGAUCUCCCUAGAUUUUAAAAAGGAUCGAGGAACGUCAAAAACCACCUGAUUAGCUGAUCUCAGGGCUCUGGAGGGCUGAUGCAGUUAACCAAGGUGAGACAAGUAUUCCGGGGCCAGCUCAUUCAAAGACUUAAAAACAAAUAAAAGAAUCUCAAUAUUGACCCUGUACCUAACAGGGAGCCAGUAAAGUGAGGAAAGCACCAGAGUUAUGUCCUCCUGUUUCUUAGUCCCAGUUAGGAGACAAGCUGCAGCAUUUUGAAUGAGCUCAAGCGGUUGAGCUCUGACUUACCAAUGUCAACAUACAGGGAAGUGCAACAAUCUAAAUGAGAUGUCAUAAAAGCAUGGAUAACUUUUUCAAGGCCCUUCUGGCUUAAUGUGAUUAACUUUGGCUAAAAAAAAGGGAUAUUAAGCCCAUGCAGUGACUCCAACUGCAGAGUCCUGAUACUCCUGAUGCUAUUGUUAAGCAUUCAUGGAUAUGGGAGAUACCCACUUCACGUGAGGUUUGAAUAUAUGCAACUUUAUGUGAGUGUCUUUAUUUUGAAGCAGGGGUUGCAGCAUCCAUGAUUUCCCCCCCAAAAAAAAGUCCAACAGGGCUGCACGAUUUUGGCCAAAUAUAAAAUCCAGAUCUAUUCUAUGAAAACUCCAUUUUCAAUUUUGAUUCACAACUUCACCAUUCUCCACUUCAAUAAAAAGUUUUGAUAUCACCCCUCAAAAUAAAACCUCUCAAAACGAUGAGGUGCAUAUGCCAAGCCAGCAAGUGGCGCUGUAAUGCUGCUCAGGAAAUGCACAAAAGACAGAAGAAGAGUACAAAUACUGUGUAUAAAGGUUGUUUUGGCCAGACACUUGUAGGCGCCAUAAAAGAGUUACGCUGUGUGUCACAUGAUCAUUUCCAGAGAUGCAUAUAAGCAUCCACACGAAGAUAAAAUGGUAGUCGUGUACGGAUUUAUUCACUCUCUGAGCCAUUUUCAUAAAGUACUGUUUACAGUCACCUGAAUAGAGCCCAUUGUCUGGAUGAAAUGCAGCAGAUGUUGUUCCUAAACCUGGAGAUAUUGUUUAAAACGUGUGGUGGUUGAUUUUGCCUUCAGACAGACUUUUUAUGUGGGUGUGGUUUGCUCCUCGUCCAAAACUGCAAAGCUGUACCAAUUCCACACGACUGAUCUUGCUCUUGUACUACUUAGCCAUGAAAUUAUCGCCAUCUUUCGCAAACUUUACACUGGUGUGUGUGGGAACUGGGGAGCGCUCCCGCGGGAAGGGGGAGCCUACGGUUGCCUGGAGGCGCGAGACAUGAUAGAGAGAAAAGAGAAAAAUAUUUUUUUUGUUGACGAUUUAAAUUUUUUUAACAUUGUCAUAAUCAAAUAAUCUUAUAAUGAUUUAAAAUCGAUUAAUCGGCCUAGUCCAGCAUUUCUGGAUCAUGUUUCUUCUGUGCUCGGUUCAGUUUGAACCUCAGGAAAUAGCCUGUGCUCACAGAAAAUGGUUUUUGGACCUUACUGCCAUCCCUUGCAGUGAUUUAUUCUGGAAUUGCUGAACUAUUUCCUCAUCCUGUCUCUCACAGAGCUGUGAAACUCUGCUCUUAUGCUCAGUCAUGAUACUAACCUGAUGCUAGUUAAUGUAAUUAGUUGGGAAAUGUUCCUCCAGGUGUUUUGUGUUUAGUAUUACACAACUUUUUCAUUGGAUGUGUUAAACCACCCUGGUGAACAUGUCUGAAAAAGUGUUGCUUACAUCAGAUUCAAAAUUAUUUUCAGGUUUAAUGGUUUCAGACUUUAAAUGAAUUUCAAACCAUCAAAAUCUUUUUAAUCAACAUUUUGCACAGAGUCCAACCCUCAUGGAGUUUAAGUUUUAAAAGUUCUGGUCAAUUAACUUUUUAAAUGUGUCGAUAAUAAUGUAAAAAUGAACCUUAAAAAGUUGUUUUCCUCUUCAUUAAUGCUGACAAACUGCGUGAACUUUGACCUUUCAUCUCCUGAAUUCAUUUUAAAAUCUCUUCAGUGGCUUAAACACACACACACACACACACACACACACACACACACACACACACACACACGCACACACACCUCCAGACAUGCCGAAAAGUGGUGGGCAGUCAGCCACAGGUAUUUUGUCAGGAUCCGACUCGAUUGUUCAGACUCACGCACACUCGCCGGCUGCUCUUCAUCUCCGAGCUUCAGCUCAUCUUUCCAUCCCUCCAAACCUCGUCCCAUCCCUCUUUCCAUCCCACCUUCCUGUCUUUCCACAUCGUCUCUAAUCCCCAUCGGAUGGAGAGCAUUCCGACUUCUUCUGUUGGGACUUUGCUGCUCACAAUAAGAUCAAACCAUACUUAGUCAGUAUUAGACAUAAGCCUGACAGCCAAGCCACCAGGACAUGUGAGAUUUAUCCUAAAACCUUGAUCUACUCUAUUCAAUCUGUGUGGCAGAGAAAAAAAGCUGAAUUCAUGAAGUAAAGAGAGAUUCAUGUGAAGGCAGAGGGAGUGAAAGACCUAAAACAGAAUGUGAUACAAUGUGUUUGUUUCUCUUUUUACACUGUGUGUUAAAUCAUCUGUCAAAUAAUCCUUUCUAAAGAAAAACAAACAAACAGAUGUAUGCAGAAUUUCAGUUAAUAGUUUUGCUUUUAUUCCACAUUUCCUUUGGUAACCCAAAAGAGGCGUUGGUCCAGCUGUCCUUCAUCCCCUUUGAUAAGUAGCAAUAGAUUUCUUCAUAAAAUUCGUCCAUGUUUUCUCCGAAGAACUUUAAUCCCAUGAAACCUUAUCCGGCGAAAACGGCGUCUGUAAUGUCCAGACCAACCACAAUCUUCUACGUCAUCCCAACUAACUUUCAGCCAAUCAUAUAGCAUGACAUCAUCAAUAGGCGCCGGGCCCCGAGCUUAUCUGGCAGCCAGAACAUAUCUGGUACCCACACCAGUUCAUUUUCUGACAAAACAAACCAAGCACAAAACCUGAAAAAACAAAUCAGAAAUCAUUGACAUAAAUACUACUAAAGGAAAGGUGGAGGCAGGGAGAGUAUGCAAAGACCCAACAGCUGUGUUUCAGUUCAGCACAGCUUUCUGUUUUGCUCUGUCAAUUCCAGUAAAAUAAGGGAAACUGACAGAAAAACAUCCAAUGUCUGUCUUUUUAUCAGUGACUCGAACCCCUUCCUCAGGGUUCAUUUGAAAAGUCUUUUAUAUUAUGAUUGAUUAAAAUGACAUUUAAGUCUCUGAAUGUUCAAAUCCUCCAGAUUCUUCUUUAGCUUUGACACACUGGACCAUCCUAUAUGAAGGACCAGGGGCGUCACUAGACCUAAUACUGUACUGGGGCACACCUGGGGCACAAAAAAUUCACAAGAGUACGCAAAGUGCGUGAGAAAAAAAGCAUAUUCAGCACUUAUUUAUCAUAAAAAAUCCCACCCUUGUGACAAAAAAGUCACCUGACCAAAAAGCAUUCUGUAAGAAACUGGCAGGUUUUUUGUUUUCUAAAAAAUUAUUUUCUGUUUUUUCCUCAUAUGGGAGGUUUUGUAUUUCUGCCAUAGAUAUUCAAAAUCAAAUGACUCAGGGGCAAAAAAAGAAAAAAAAACAUGAUUGGGACAUCAUUCAUUGAUAGUCAACUCACCUCCACUCUUGCUCAUCAACUUUCAUCUCUCCCUCACCUCUUCCAACACUCUGUUGUUCCACUUUGUUUGGACAGACAUGAAAAUAUAUAUAUAUAAAAUGUUUUUCUUCUUGAAGAUAGGCCAUUUGAGAACCACUGCACCAUCCAUAGGCUAUAUCUGUCAACUAACACAAGCUUACUCAAAAUUAUCAUUGAUGCAGAGGUCCAGAGCAGAACAUAACCAUCAUUAUGUUUCAUGCUGAUGAAACUCACUGGAAAUUCCCCCCACAGCUCGUACAGCAAAUUAAUAUGGUUGUCUUGAUACAAGGAAUAACUUUAGCUAACUUAGCAUUAAUUUAAGACAGACUCAUGUUUCCUAGCUAGCUAGGGCUUCACUUACCUCUCUCAUUCCUCGCUGCUUUAUCCCUGCUGCGGGCGAAUUACUUUCUGAUAUCCAUCUAGGAGUUACAGUUCGAGUCAAAUCAAAAUCAAAAUAAUAUUUUUAACAAGUUGUUAUCGGCUAGCGUUACCUACCUCACGCAGUGAUUCUCAUCGCCUGCCUCUCUCUCUCUCUCUUCUCUCUCUCUCUCUCUCUCUCUCUCGCUCUCUAGACUUCGAGUUGACACAGAAGUAUUAUCAACCAUGCUAUGUAGACUUAAAACUCUGAAGGGAUUUUUUUUUUUAUUGGUGAAAUUUUUGCAGAUCAAUACUGGGGCACGUGCCCUAGUGAAAUCUGUCUGGCGACGCCGCUGUGAAGGACCCAUGAGUCUUUGGGCCAACUAAAAAAAAAUGUCAGUGUUGACUUUGCACAAUUCAUUAAAUACAGGUAAAGGUACAUUACUACAUUAACACUGAACAUCAUUAAACGAGUUCUCUUGUUCCCUUCAGCUCACAGAGAGACAUCAGAUGACUGUCGCAGCUGUCUGGAGUGUUCUCGUGACAACGGCUGUGUGCGUUGCCCUGAGCGACUCUUCCUGUUCCUGCAGAGAGAUGGGAUGUCUCACCACGGCACCUGCCUCCAUGCCUGCCCCGCCGGGCACUACGGCCAGAGAGGGAAGGACGUCAACCGCUGCAUGAGUAGGAGUUUUUUCUUUCAGACUACUUCACUUCAAAAACAAAUGAGUUAUAACUCCUGAGGUCCAAACUAAAGGGGAGAUGAUUUUUCUUCACUAAGAGAAAUAACAGAGAAGUUCCUAAACAGACAGACAGACACAGUCGUUCCUCGAGUGAAAUUCACUCGGCCUAAUUCAUCCCAUAAGUUUGUUGUGCCAACAAUGGUUUAGAAAACACACAAGAAUAUAAAGUUUUUGUCUCGUCUCCUAAAAUGAUUCAGAGAUGCUUCAGUAUCCUGAGACAGUUUCAUCAUGUCAGGCUUUGGAGCAGGACUUCCUGCAGUAUCACCCAGUUUGCAGAGUUUGUUUCAAAGCUUUUUAGUUUAUUUUCAUCCUAAAGUAAAGUGUAAAAUAAAUAGAGUAUUUCCUCUCCCUCCUUUGCCUCCUGUCAGAGUGCCGCUCUGCAGACUGUGAGCACUGUUUCAGUCGGGAUUUCUGCACUAAAUGUAAACCGAGCUUCCAUCUCUACAAAGGGAAGUGUCUGAGCCACUGUCCACCGGGGACCUUCGCCCACCACACAGACUGUUUCGGUGAGUAAAGGCAGACAUCAUCAGACUCUCCUUCUGCUGCACCACUCUGUCUCUUUUUCAUCUUAGAAAAAGAGGAUUUCUACAGAGUUAUAAUGCUGCUCAACUUCUGGGUAAAACAUGUAAACUCUGGAUCAUCUGCAGGACAUUUAAGUUUGUAUGAAAGUCAAACCAUGAAAAGUUUCCUUUCGUGUGAUUUUAGUUUUUUUUUUUUUUUUUUUUUUGAAUGGGUGUGUAUGUAGUUUGAGGACUUUUUGAUCCAGCCUCUAGUGGUCAUUUGAGAAACUGCAGGUUGUGGCGAUUUGGCCCUGGCUUUGUAGUCCUGUGUUGUAUGUAGCUCUGAUGGAGGUGACAGACCCUCUCUCUUAAAUCAUGUGUUUGUUCUGAUCUGUAAAUCCUGUCGGUCUCUAGGGGUGGAAUUAUCCUGCACAGAAGCAGCAGGGAGGCCGGGUUCAGAGUUCGUUUAGCUGCACACGUCGUCUUUGAUUGUGGUUUGUGAUUUUAUCUCACAUUUAGUAGAUUUCAAUCAAGAGUUUUAAUAGACUCCGCCUGCGUUAGUGAACUACAGCUGCUCUUGCAGUGGACUGAGAAACCAGGAACCAAAUCUUGGAUUAAACACAGAACCAUAUGGAUCAGAUUAUUCUUCUCAGGGAAGUGACAUUAUUACAUUAACAAACCCACAGUUUCUAUCUGAAAUAUGUUAAAUAUUUCCUUCAGGGACUCAUUUCCUAUCUCUCUCUGUCUCUGCGCACUCAUCCACUCCAGUUCUCACUCUUCAUUUUUCAUUUCUCACCUUCAUCUGUUCUUUUCUGGAGCCAAACCUUUAAUCCAACCCAUGAUUCACCUUAAACGUCCUCGGAGAGAUAUUAGGAUUCAUCUUCAUAUUUCUCUGUGGAUCAUCCCUCCUUUCUAAAUAAGUGAGAUAAAUAGUAGGAAUCACUCAUUGUUGGGAGGAUUAAGGACUCCAAAUCCCCCCCCUCCCCCCCAGCCCCUCUGUCUGCUGUCCACCUGCAACAUCUGCAGCUACUGCUGCUCGUUGGCAGCGCGAGCACAUCUGCUUCUCGUGGUGAUGUUGAGGUUUCAUGUCUGACUGUGGGUACACACCUCGAGCUACGGGAAACCUUUUCAUUUCUGAGCCUGGGUCUAACAUGAUAAUGAUGAUUAGAGGAAAUGUUGGCAUGGAUCAUGUUUUUUUAGUUGUAGAGCGCGUUGGAAAGAACUGCAGCCACUGAUUUUGGUGAAUGACAUCAGAAGCGGCGACUGUGAGUGUAUUAAUGCUUCAUCUGGACUUCAUCUGCUGUUAAUGAUUUCACUGUGUUUGCCAGAGGUCAGGAGAAAGCAUUAGUCUUUAUAUGUUCUUAGCUCACUGAGGAUUUUUGGUUCAGAUUCACUGAUUUAUCUUCAUUAUCUUAGAGCGUGUGUGUCUCUGAUCACUGAAAACGUGGACCUGAAACAUUAACAGGUGUGCUAGUAAAAAAAAAAAAAAGAAAGAAAAAAAAAAGACAUUUUCAAGAUAAAGGGGGAAAAGCUGAAAUCAAAAAAGACGGAAAAUGAGGAAAUAAAUAAAAUUUCUCAGCAGGACUUUUCUACUUCAGAGCCACGCUGGUUUGUCAUUGUCUGGAUGGCAGUAUACAUUGCCAUGGUUACCUCAGAUCAGCUCAUGUUUUUGUCCCUCCUCCUUUCCGGUAGAUAACUGCCUCCUGGCUCCGCUGGGAGAGUGGAGCGACUGGAGCACCUGUCUCCGCGAGGGCGCCACCUGCGGCUUCAGGUGGGGAAAGCAGACCAGGACCCGGGGGAGCUUGACGUCGGACAGGACAUCUGAAGAGAAACCAGAGUCGCUCUGCCCUUUACACAGCGAGACACAGAGGUGCAGGAUGAAGAAAAAAUGUCCAACAGGUAAGUCAGGGGACGAGAACACAUCCGCACAGGUGCAAACAGGUGCAGAUUGAGCUGAUAUCACACAAUCCGACAUAAAAACCAACAAUAACAACUUCAGCUGGAGCCACCUGUUUCUGAUCAUCACAGGGUUUUACAGCUGA
Xyrichtys novacula (pearly razorfish) is the source of this 13917-nucleotide messenger RNA. Lineage: Eukaryota; Metazoa; Chordata; Actinopteri; Labriformes; Labridae. The record is from the annotation of a GenBank genome assembly.